CAUGGAUGAAAGCCAAGGAAAUAAUGGACUUAAAUCAUCUCCUCAACUUCUAAACUUAAUCCCAAAUGGUCAUCACUGGAUGGUUAGAGACACAAGAGAAGAAGGUGGUACUAAGUUUGGAGCGCCAGAAGAGAAGAAACUAGAGCUUAGUCUUUGUCCUCCUGGUACUCAACAAGAACACCGGUUGCAAAUCAAAGACAACAACACUGAGAGAACUUUAACUUUUCUUCAGCAAAAACAAAAGGGGGCCAUUGAGGGAAAGGCUGAGUGUCCUUUAACAUCAAAUGCAGCUGGAACAAACAAUGGUUCUCAGACAAGGACUAGUUCUGUUCCUGUCGUCGGAUGGCCGCCAAUUCGCACUUUCCGAAAGAACAUUGCAAGUAGUUCUUCAAAACCUUCACUAGCAUCUCCAAAUGUGCCGUCAAAGACCGAAGAAACGCUUGAGAACUGCAAGAAAGGAUUGUUUCUGAAAAUUAACAUGGAUGGUAUUCCCAUUGGCCGAAAAAUCGAUCUCAAGGCUUACAACAGUUAUGAGAAACUUUCUCUUGCCGUCGAAGAACUCUUCCUCGGCCUACUUGCAGCUCAAAGGGAUCACCAAACCAUUGGAAUUCAAGAUGGUUCUCAGGAAAAACAGGCAUUCAAAGGUUUGCUUGAUGGCACUGGAGAGUAUACCUUAGUUUAUGAAGACAAUGAAGGAGAUCGAAUGCUUGCCGGAGAUAUUCCUUGGGACAUGUUUGUUUCAACAGCAAAAAGACUCCGAGUGCUGAAGACGGCCGACAUUUCUGCACUCGCUUCAAAAUCAAAAGGCAAGAAGAGAACAUCAGAACGUUGAAAUCAGUGAAAAAGAAACCUUGUGCAUUUGUAAUUUGCCUGCUAAUCUUAAAAGUAAUGUAGGUGAGUAAUGAGUAUUUGGAUUGUUCUCUGUUUGUUCUUCAUGUCUUGUAGAGAGUGAUGACUGUCCUCUUGUUUCUCCCUGUUGUGGCCGGCUCUGUUGUAUUCUCUGGGAAACAAAGUGCUGUCUAACAAAAAUAGAAUCACCACUACUAGAUAUGUAAAUUUAA
Molecule: messenger RNA, 1061 nt
Organism: Dioscorea cayenensis subsp. rotundata (Guinea yam)
Lineage: Eukaryota; Viridiplantae; Streptophyta; Magnoliopsida; Dioscoreales; Dioscoreaceae
Product: auxin-responsive protein IAA26-like
Exons: 6
Coding region: 2-832 (276 amino acids)
Biological process (GO): regulation of DNA-templated transcription
Cellular component (GO): nucleus
Molecular function (GO): protein binding
Source: RefSeq, a predicted model, not a curated record